Messenger RNA from Ochotona curzoniae (black-lipped pika), 2609 nucleotides. It is a transcript of the gene MSH5, whose product is annotated as mutS homolog 5. The transcript is spliced from 24 exons. Gene Ontology annotation, molecular function: mismatched DNA binding; ATP binding; ATP-dependent DNA damage sensor activity. The record is from RefSeq and is a predicted model, not a curated record. Lineage: Eukaryota; Metazoa; Chordata; Mammalia; Lagomorpha; Ochotonidae. Gene Ontology annotation, biological process: chiasma assembly; mismatch repair. The coding region runs from base 90 to 2609 and encodes 839 amino acids. Gene Ontology annotation, cellular component: nucleus.
GUUUCUGGGCCCCACUCUACUCCAGCUAUGGUGGGAGAAAUAGGCCUGUGACUGCCUUUACUCUCUUCAUCCCCACAGCCUGCAAGCCCAUGGCCUCCACAGCAACGACCCCAGGCAGGACGCCUCAACCACCAGGUCUGAGGGCGUCUUUGGCUAGCUUCUCCUGCCCUGCAGUCCUCGUGCCAGGCCCAGGCCCCGGCCCCCAGGAGGUGGAUGAGGAGGAGGAAGAUGAAGAGGAGGAACUGGCUGAGAUCCAUCUGUGUGUGCUGUGGAAUGCGGGCUACCUGGGCAUUGCUUACUACGACACCAGCGACUCCACUAUCUACUUCAUGCCGGAUGCGCCCGACCAUGAAAGCCUCACGCUUCUCCAGAGAGUUCUGAAUGAAAUCAAUCCAAGGUCUGUUGUUACAAGUGCCAAACAGGAUGAAGCGAUGACUCAGUUUCUGGGGAAGCUUGCCUCCCAGGAGCACAGAGAGCCCACGCGACCUGAAAUCAUAUAUUUGCCAAGUGUGGAUUUUGGUGUGGAGAUAAGCAAACAGCGCCUCCUUUCGGGAAGCUACUCCUUCAUCCCUGACUCCAUGACUGCCACUGAGAAAAUCCUCUUCCUCUCCUCCAUUAUCCCCUUCGACUGCCUCCUCGUGGUUCGGGCACUUGGAGGGCUCCUCAAGUUCCUGAGCCGGCGAAGGAUCGGAGUUGAACUGGAAGACCAUAACGUCAGUGUCCCUAUCUUGGCCUUUAAGAAAUUUGUGUUGGCCCAUCUGGUCAGCAUAGAUCAAGACACUUACAGCGUUCUGCAGAUUUUCAAAAGUGAGUCUCAUCCCUCGGUGUACAAAGUGGCUAGUGGCCUGAAGGAGGGGCUCAGCCUCUUCGGAAUCCUCAAUAGAUGCCGCUGUAAGUGGGGAGAGAAGCUGCUCAGGCUAUGGUUCACACGUCCAACUCAGGACCUGGGGGAAUUGAACUCCCGACUGGAUGUCAUCCAAUUUUUUCUGCUGCCUCAAAACCUGGACAUGGCUCAGAUGCUGCACCGACUGCUGAGUCACAUCAAGAAUGUGCCUCUGAUUCUGAAACGCAUGAAGUUGUCUCACACCAAGGUCAAUGACUGGCAGGUUCUCUACAAGACUGUGUACAGCGCCCUGGGCCUGAGGGAUGCCUGCCGCUCCCUGCCCCAGUCCAUCCAGCUCUUCCGGGAAAUUGCCCAAGAGUUUACAGAUGACCUGCUCUAUAUUGCCAGCCUCAUUGGGAAAGUGGUGGACUUUGAGGGCAGUCUUGCUGAAAAUCGCUUCACAGUCCUCCCCAACAUAGAUCCUGAAAUUGAUGAGAAAAAGCGAAGGUUGAUGGGACUUCCCAGUUUCCUGACGGAGGUGGCACGGAAGGAGCUGGAGAACCUGGACUCACAUAUCCCCUCCUGCAGUGUCAUCUACAUACCUCUGAUCGGCUUUCUUCUUUCUAUUCCCCGCCUGCCGUUCAUGGUGGAGGCCAGUGACUUUGAGAUUGAUGGUCUGGACUUCAUGUUCCUCUCGGAGGAGAAGCUGCAUUAUCGUAGUGCCCGAACCAAGGAGCUGGACACAUUGCUGGGGGACCUGCACUGUGAGAUCCGGGAUCAGGAGACCCUGCUGAUGUACCAGCUGCAGUGCCAGGUGCUGGCACGAGCUGCUGUCUUAACACGGGUGCUGGACCUUGCUUCCCGCCUGGACGUCCUGCUGGCUCUUGCCAGUGCUGCCCGAGACUAUGGCUAUUCAAGGCCCCGUUACUCCCCCCGCCUCCAUGGGAUACGGAUCCAGAAUGGCAGGCAUCCUCUGAUGGAGCUCUGUGCCCGCACCUUCGUGCCCAACUCUGCAGAAUGUGGAGGGGACAAAGAAAGGGUCAAAGUCAUCACGGGUCCCAACUCCUCAGGGAAGAGCAUAUUUCUCAAGCAGGUGGGCUUGAUCACAUUCAUGGCCUUGGUGGGCAGCUUUGUGCCAGCAGAAGAGGCUGAAAUUGGGACAGUGGAUGCCAUCUUCACCCGCAUUCAUAGCUGUGAAUCCAUCUCCCUUGGCCUCUCCACAUUCAUGAUCGAUCUCAACCAGGUGGCGAAAGCGGUGAACAAUGCUACUGAGCAGUCGCUGGUCCUCAUUGAUGAAUUUGGAAAGGGCACCAACACGGUGGACGGGCUUGCGCUUCUGGCCGCUGUGCUCCGACACUGGCUGGCACUUGGACCCAAGUGCCCCCACGUCUUUGUAGCCACCAACUUCCUGAGCCUUGUUCAGCUGCAGCUGCUGCCACAAGGGCCCCUGGUACAAUACUUGACCAUGGAGACCUGUGAGGAUGGGAACGACCUUGUCUUCUUCUAUCAGGUCUGCAAAGGUGUCGCCAGUGCCAGCCACGCCUCUCAUACUGCUGCCCAGGCUGGGCUUCCCGAGAGACUUGUUACUCGUGGCAAGGAGGUCUUGGACUUGAUCCGUAAUGGGAGACCGAUCACUCCUGUCAAGGAGCUGCAAAGGGAGACGCAAAUAAAGAACUGCCAGACAUUAGUGGAUAAGUUUCUGAAGCUGGAUUUGGAAGAUCCCAGCCUGGACUUGGACAUUUUUAUGAGUCAGGAAGUGCUGCCUGCCGCUGCCACCAUCCUCUGA